UUAUCCAAAGGGGAGCUCAGUUCAUGGCCCUCACUCUCAGCUCUCAAUUCCCAGACAUAGAAGGAUAUCUAUCAACCAUAACUCUCUUCUUCGUUAACAAUGGCGGGAAUGGCAACCUCCUUUCAUUUCUCAUCGGCUUCUUCAAUCCUCACCCGUCGUCCAUCGCAACUCUCAUCACUUUCUCUCUCUUCCAACCUCUCCGUACUUCCAAUGCCGAGUUUGCGUCGCUCUCAUCGAUUUCGGCACCCAACAUUUCCCAGAAUUAUGGCUUUGUCUAGUAACGAUAUCAAGGUGGGCACUGAACUAGAAAUCGACGGAGCUCCUUGGCGAGUUUUAGAGUUUCUUCAUGUGAAACCUGGUAAGGGUGCUGCAUUUGUGAGGACCAAAAUGCGUAAUUUCAUAACAGGGAACACAAUCGAGAAAACUUUUCGAGCUGGCGUUUCGAUUGAUGAGGCAGAAGUGUUUAAGGAAACCAAACAGUUCACGUACAAAGAUGGUUCACAGUUUGUCUUCAUGGACCUGACCACAUAUGAAGAAAUUCGUCUCAAUGAUGCUGAUGUUGGGGAUAGAACAAAGUGGUUGAAAGAAGGAAUGGAUUGCAAUCUGCUAAUUUGGAAAGGAAAGGUUAUUGGCCUUGAACUUCCUGUCACAGUGCAGUUGAAAGUGGAGCAAGUUGAUCCAGGACUCAAAGGUGACACAGCUCAAGGUGGAACAAAGCCAGCAACUCUUGAAACCGGAGCAGUUGUUAAUGUCCCAUUAUUCAUAAAUACAAGUGACACAGUAAUAGUGGAUACAAGAACCGGACAAUACACGAGUCGUGCAUGAGCUAUAGCUUGUAGAUUACCUACCAUUGGACAUUUUUUUUGGCCUUUUGUUUACCAUAAGAGAGUUCUAUUCUUUCUUCAUUGUAUGAGAAAUGUACACAAGGUUAGCUUGACAUUUGUAAACCUGAACCUUUGUUGUAAACUACUUGGUUCAUUUGAGAAUAGCUCAAUACAUUUUUGUAGCUAAUCAAUGGCAGUAGAAAGAAAGUGACUCUGAUUUUUGGUCA
Molecule: messenger RNA, 1051 nt
Organism: Humulus lupulus (European hop)
Lineage: Eukaryota; Viridiplantae; Streptophyta; Magnoliopsida; Rosales; Cannabaceae
Exons: 7
Coding region: 100-825 (241 amino acids)
Biological process (GO): translational elongation; peptide biosynthetic process
Cellular component (GO): cytoplasm
Molecular function (GO): translation elongation factor activity
Source: RefSeq, a predicted model, not a curated record